GCUUCUCCGCUGGACAUGGGUGUCGGCAGGUGGAUCCACACCCCCAGCCUGUGUCUGUCUGUCCCUAGUGGGGCAGGGCUCUGGGGAGGGGAGGCUCCAGGGCACAUGGUGAGGGCGUCUGCCCAGGGAGGUCAGGGUGGCGUCAUGGCAGCCUCUGCAGCUUGGUGGCUGAGUCUUGGAGCCGGAGGGUUGAGGUCUCAGCUUGGCGUCUCUGGACGCAGCCAAAGUGAGGCGGGACAAGGUGGCACCGUGGGUUGACUGGGUUCUGUUUUCUUUUUGUUGAGCUGUUCCAGCUCUUUACAGAUGUUUGACAUCAGCCGUUCGUCAGACGCGUGGUGUAAUUUCUUCUCCCGGCGACGGAGUCAGCGGUUACCUGGGUAGCUUGCUCUGCUGCAGCCCCAUCUGUCGCCGCUGCUCCCGCUUUGCGUGCCUGGCGUCGCUGUCCAGCCGCCGUUUCUCACUGACUGGGUUGUGCCAUAGCCGCUUUCCACAGACUAGACGUCCCAUUCUCCCGUGGCUGGUUCCCUCUGUGUGGAGUGCGGGAAAGGGGAAAUGGCUGCUGGGAAGGACGGAGCCGUUCAGGCACGAGCGCCAGCGAUGGCCCUGGUGGCAAAGGGUCAGUGAAACACAAAGUAAAGAAGAAAGUGCGCUCUCCACAGAAGAGCCCUUGCGGGAGUUCCCCGAGUACGGGAGGCAGGCGGCGUUGGCGUCAUGGGCAGAGCAGUGACAGCCGCGCAGAAAGAUGACCCACGCCGCCAGCCAGGUGCGGGGCCCGUGACGGGGCCGCGGGUGACUGUGUCCUUCCCGGCGCCAGGCGGGGAGCCGGCGCCCAGCAGCCUGCGCGUGAGCAAGGCCUGCCUGCAGAACGUCUUCUCCGUGCUGCUCAUCCUCAUCUACUUGCUGCUCAUGGCCGUGGCCGGCUUCCUGGUCUACCAGACCAUCACCGACUUCCAAGAGAAGCUGCGGCACCCCGUCAUGUCCGUGUCCUACAAGGAGGUGGACCGCUACGACGCCCCGGGCAUCGCCCUGUACCCCGGCCAGGCCCGGCUACUGAGCUGCCAGCACCACUACGAGGUCGUGCCCCCCCUGCGGGACCCUGCGCGCGUGGACACCGUGAACUGCACCACCCAAAGGAUCAACUACACGGACCCCUUCUCCAAUCAGACCCUGAAGUCGGCCCUGAUUGUGCGCGGCCCCCGGGAGGUGAAGAAGCGCGAGCUGGUCUUCCUGCAGUUCAGCCUGAGCGGGGGCGGCGAGGACUUCAGCGCCAUCGACUACUUGCUCUUCUCCUCUUACCAGAGCUUCCUGCAGAGCCCCGACAGGGGGCGCUUCAUGCAGGCCUGCGAGAGCGCCUCGUCCAGCUGGAAGUUCUCGGGGGGCUUCCGCACCUGGGUCAAGAUGUCGCUGGUGGAGACCAAGGAGGAGGACGGGCGACAGGCCAUGGAGUUCCGGCAAGAGACGAGCGUGGUGAACUACGUGGACCAGAGGCCGGUCGCUGAGAGGGGCACUCAGCUGUUCUUCGUGGUCUUUGAGUGGAAAGACCCGUUUAUCCAGAAGGUCCAGGAUGUGAGUACGGCCUGCAGCGUCCACAUGGCUGACUCCCGCCCGGGAGGCCGCUGCCGUCCCCUUGCCACGUGCCAGCCGGCCUUGCGGGAAGCAGACGUGUCCCUCGGAGGUGGACGGCAGCCCGGGGGGACGGGUGGAGCGCCCCUGGGUCUCUCCAAACCCCACUGGUACAGCUGAGCAGGGGCGCAAGCAGGACCACCCAGGGCCUCAGCCACUGUCGGGCUCGUGGGGGUCCGUCCCCAUAGACCUCGCACUGAGCGGCACCGGGCCCUCCCUGUCCACCGUGGGCAAGGGGUGAGUCCACAGCGGUCACUCAGUGCGGAAGCUUCCUGUAUUGGGUGCCCCGGUGUGCCCCCACACCCACUGGAGACUGGGAGCAGCGGCUGGCAGCACCUCACAGGACACACUGUUGCCCGCGGUGACGGCCAGCUGCGCUGCGCCCCCUUGUGCAUCUAGGCAGCAGGCUGAUGCGCGGGGGGGGGGGGGGGGGGGGGCGUCUCCUCGAGCCUUUGGUGACUGGGGCCCCGGGGGGCGGUGGGUGUGGACCGGCUGGCUCGGGGGCGCUGGUCUCGCAGCACGGUCGCCUGUGGGUGAGGCCCGGCACAGGGAGACAGGGAGCACAGACACUGGGGUGCGGUCCGAGCCAGCCCAGGGCUUCCUCCCGCCCCCCUGGCAGCCUGAGGGUGGGGGUUCUCCUCAGUGCGGUCCAGGAGUCACAACCAGGUGAACUCAG
Erinaceus europaeus (western European hedgehog) is the source of this 2299-nucleotide messenger RNA. It is a transcript of the gene PACC1, whose product is annotated as proton activated chloride channel 1. Lineage: Eukaryota; Metazoa; Chordata; Mammalia; Eulipotyphla; Erinaceidae. The coding region runs from base 712 to 1743 and encodes 343 amino acids. The record is from RefSeq and is a predicted model, not a curated record. The transcript has 7 exons. Gene Ontology annotation, cellular component: cell surface.